GCGGUCUUUGAAUGCACCUGAGAGGGAGGGUCUAGUCAGUUAUCUGUAGGCUGCUUCUCGGCCGUUCACUCUGAUUACGGCUCCUGAGGAAAAAGGGCGACCACAGGAGGGGAAACACGGAGCUCUUCGCUACUUUGAGAGGAUACGUCUGAGAGAGAUGGCUGCAAUCAGAAAGAAGCUGGUGAUAGUUGGGGAUGGUGCGUGUGGGAAAACCUGCCUGCUUAUUGUCUUCAGUAAGGACCAGUUCCCAGAGGUCUACGUCCCCACUGUGUUUGAGAACUACAUCGCUGACAUUGAAGUUGAUACCAAACAGGUGGAGUUGGCAUUGUGGGAUACAGCAGGUCAGGAAGACUAUGACAGAUUGAGGCCUCUCUCCUACCCUGACACAGACGUAAUCCUCAUGUGUUUCUCCAUAGACAGUCCCGACAGUUUAGAGAACAUUCCUGAGAAAUGGACACCUGAAGUGAAGCACUUUUGUCCCAAUGUCCCAAUCAUCCUCGUGGGCAACAAGAAGGACCUUAGGAAUGAUGAACACACACGCAGAGAGCUGGCCAAGAUGAAACAGGAACCAGUAAAGCCUGAAGAGGGCAGAGACAUGGCCAACCGCAUCAGUGCCUUUGGCUACCUGGAGUGUUCAGCCAAGACCAAGGACGGAGUGCGGGACGUGUUUGAGAUGGCGACCAGAGCGGCACUGCAGGUGCGCAAGCGUAAGAAGAGGGGUGGCUGCCAGAUUCUGUGAACAGCCAGAGUGUGUUGGCCACAGCACCUGAGGGAGGACUAGCCCCUCCCCGACACACAGAGCAAACCUAGCGAAACCUUAAAUCAAUGGCUUCCAUGGACUUCACAGACGCAGAUGUGCCGCCGGCAAAUAUGAAAGACUGACACACCUGUUUAAAAGCAAAACAAAUCAGCCUUCUUUUUUUUAAAGCAGCCUCCUCUGCAGCUCACUCUGUUAUUGCUUCUUUCCUGUUUGUUCUCUACCAGAACACAAGCUUGUUUGAAGGACCAACCCGCUUACUUUACUUUUAUAUGUAUGUUUGUAUUUAUGUGCAUAUACUUUAUAAAUGUCAUGCAUUGGGCACUGUGUUAUGUUUGUUUACAGAGAAGGGUUUUGUGGACUUUCUCUCACAGCUACGAGCUGCACACAGCUUUACUUCUGCUGUUUUCCUCUGCUUCUCUUCAACCUGUGUGUGCCACUUAGUCUCCUUUUAUACAUCAGCUUCAGUCCUGAUUCCUUUUUUUUGUCAGACAAUUUAUUUUAGACCCCGAAAGUUCUAUUUCACCAAGUGCUGUGUCAGCAGAGUGCUGUUUUCCACAGCUUUCUCUUCUGACACAAAGGACUAAAUUUACAGCCUGUUCACACUUCAUUAAUCCACUGAAACCUACAUAAAGUAAUGCAGGAGUGACUGUAUGGAGAGGCUUUGGCCUUCACCUUGGUCUCUGUCUUUCUCCAUGGCGAUGGCUUAAACUGGCACUGCAGACAGUGGUCUAUUGUCUUGGACACAAUAUGUGCAGUCGUGCUCACACUGGCUCUGGCAGACAUCAUUACAGCUUCCCCCCAAUGAGCCCUGCAUCCUGCCUGUACUGUUUGAGGUCCAGUAUACAGUCAUCUCACAAUACUGUGUACUGGACUCACUGUGGAUGAAUGCACACAAUAUACAGCCAUAUUAAUAUUAUAUAACAUCAGCCUAGUCUGUGUGUAAAAGUAGCUGACAACUAGAUUAGCAGCUCAAACAUCAUUGCGUGGUGUACAGGAGCCCUUAGUCACUGUAUGGUCGUUCUUUGAGUUGUGAACAGGCAAAAACCAGAGUAACAGUGAUGUCUUUUGGCCCUAAGCUAGAACCGUAAAGCUGAAGAGAUUUUACACCAAUGUGGCAAAACUGUAAAACAGAAUUUGAAUAAAAUAAAAACAUAUUGGGGAAUGAAACGCCAGAGUUUACGCAUGUCUCUCCUUCAGAGCCAAAAUAAAGAAGUACAGGGCAAAGGCUGUAUGCACUCCUGCUCAGAAAGAGCCCAGAUCAAAUUGUUUGUGUAUUACAUCGUACAAAUAUUCAUCUUGCCACAAUAACAAAAGCAAGAUGUUCCUAUACUUGGAGUGGGCACUUGGAGUGGGCGCGGGCUAAUGUCUGGCCAGUGGCUCUGUCUUAAAUGUCACAACGAAAUUUGAGAAAAUGUUGAUUGAAGCUGCUUUACAAACAGGAGCAGGAAGUUUUGAAUGUCUGAAACAUGACAAACAUGUUAAUAAAGUAUUUUUGAAAUACUA
Messenger RNA from Haplochromis burtoni (Burton's mouthbrooder), 2263 nucleotides. RefSeq names its product rho-related GTP-binding protein RhoA-D. Gene Ontology annotation, biological process: small GTPase-mediated signal transduction. The record is from RefSeq and is a predicted model, not a curated record. Gene Ontology annotation, cellular component: neuron projection. Lineage: Eukaryota; Metazoa; Chordata; Actinopteri; Cichliformes; Cichlidae. Gene Ontology annotation, molecular function: GTP binding; GTPase activity. The transcript has 5 exons. The coding region runs from base 158 to 739 and encodes 193 amino acids.